UGCUGGAUCAACAUCAGUAACGAGAUCGAUGACCAGGCUGGAGGACCCAACACUGUCUUUAAAUUCAAUCUGGGACCUCAUUUCACCACAUACCCUCUGGAUUUCUACACCCAUCGAGUGCUGAGGAUCCGCAAAGCUGUUCUAGCAUUGUUACAGCGGGCGCCUGACACUACCGUUAUCAUCAAGACUGUCAACACUGGCUGUAAGGUUGUAUGGUCUUACACAGGUAAUGAAAGGAAGAAACAUCCUUCACCAAGUUUUUUGUCUCAGCACUUUGCAAGACUCUCUAACUCUCCAAACUCCACUUCUCCUCCACAACUCCGUUCAGAAGAGUCAGUUGUAAGCUCAUUUUUCUCUGAAUUUGGAAUCAGUUCAGAUGCCUACUCCAGGUUACAGCAGGCUGUUUACUGGGAUGGGCCUGACAGAUCAAUCACAAAUGUGUCCAUGAGUACUAGUCCAGCCCACACCACAUUCAUCAUUGAGAACCUGAAAGAGAGCUACCAAAUUGGUGAGGAACUUUUUGUUACGGUGCACGCGAAGAACUUUGAGAAUAAAUCCAAGAGUUACGGAGGUGACUUUUUUCAAGCCAAGCUGUUCUGGUCUAAAACUAAGGCCAGUGUGUUUGGGGAAGUGGUGGACCUGCUCAACGGCUCUUACUCAGUGCGUUUUCUUCUGCCGUGGGUCGGCGAGGCCCAGGUGGCUGUGCGUCUAAUUCACUCCAGUGAAGCUGUGCAGGUCCUGAAGCGUCACAGAGAUACUGACUCUGACAGAGUGUACUUUAAUGGAUAUUAUGAGGGACCAGGACCAAAUAAGACCAGGUUAAGUGAAACAGUGACAUGUAAUGUGAAGUGGGACAAGAAUGGACUAGAGCGUAUGGGAACUGGAGACUGUUGCUGUGAAUACAACGAUCCCCGUACUGGAGAAACAUGGCGCUGCCAGAGACCCAAAACGCUGCCAUGCAGCGCCCUCGUGUACCACUCUAUGGGCGGUUAUAGAAACCGUCUGACUAAUAAGGAAAAGAUGUUUAUGACGCAAACUAACAAAGGUAUCAUUGGAGAUAAAAGCAUCAUCAAAAUUUUUCAUUCCAAUGGAAAUGAAACUACUGAUGUAACAGAGAAAUGCCGUCCUGGUUUACACACUCCAGUUCCAGCUGGCUUUUACCUGAAAGAUGUGUGGACGUCUUUUGUCUGUAGCACCCGCCAUUUUACAACCCUAACGACAACAGAGUGCCUGAAAAACAAACACAUCUACAUGAUGGGAGACUCUACUAUGAGACAGUGGUUUGAGUUCUUUGUGAAAACAGUACCAACCCUGAAGCAGAUGAACCUGCAUGUCCAAUAUCAGUCAGGGCCGCUCAUAGCAGUGGAUGUGGAGAACAACAUUGACUUACACUGGAGGGCUCACGGUGUUCCUCUGCGCACUCGAAAAUCAGCAGUUGCUGAUCUGCACUACAUCAGUAAUGAGAUCGAUGACCAGGCUGGAGGACCCCACACUGUCUUUAUAUUCAAUCUGGGACCUCAUUUCACCACGUACCCUCUGGAUUUCUACACCCAUAGAGUGUUGAGGAUCCGCAAAGCUGUUUUAGCAUUGUUACAGCGGGCGCCUGACACUACCGUUAUUAUCAAGACUGUCAACACUGGCUAUAAGGAUAUUUUUGGCAGUGACUGGUAUUCCCUACAGUUGAACAGAGUUCUGCAUUGGGCUUUUCAAGAUGUUGGUGUUUAUAUUCUGGAUGUGUGGCAAAUGACGGCCUGUCACUACAGCAAAGAAAACAUUCAUCCAGGCCCUGUCAUCAUUAAAAAUGAGAUUGACAUUUUACUCUCUUUUAUU
Molecule: messenger RNA, 1830 nt
Organism: Labeo rohita (rohu)
Lineage: Eukaryota; Metazoa; Chordata; Actinopteri; Cypriniformes; Cyprinidae
Product: NXPE family member 3-like
Exons: 7
Source: RefSeq, a predicted model, not a curated record